Messenger RNA from Cylicocyclus nassatus, 273 nucleotides. Lineage: Eukaryota; Metazoa; Nematoda; Chromadorea; Rhabditida; Strongylidae. The record is from the annotation of a GenBank genome assembly.
AUGGCAAAGUUACAAAAGAACGUCCUUCGAGAGCAGUACAAGCGUCUCCAUGAUAAGCAGCUGAUAGUAAUAAAUAGACCAGUACAUAGCAAAGCAAUGAUACUACAGAUUCUAGUUAUGUGUGCAUUCCUCUCCUCAGUGGUUACCAUACAUCUCCGUCCUUCCUUUGUAGAUGAUAUACGAACUAUUGACUUGUUGUGUGGUGGAGAUGUUGUGUCGAUGCAGAUGAGAUACAUUUUAUAAUACUUUUCAAGAGUAAAAACUUCCUAACGA